Molecule: messenger RNA, 10385 nt
Organism: Calidris pugnax (ruff)
Lineage: Eukaryota; Metazoa; Chordata; Aves; Charadriiformes; Scolopacidae
Product: rab GTPase-activating protein 1-like, isoform 10
Exons: 9
Coding region: 3873-4637 (254 amino acids)
Source: RefSeq, a predicted model, not a curated record
CUUUCAUCUUUAAACACAUGUUUUCCAAACUUGUUCCACAGGUGCCAACAAAGAAGCUGAAGAAAUAUGAGAGAGAGUACCAAACCAUGCGAGAGAGUCAGCUGCAGCAGGAAGAUCCUAUGGACAGAUACAAGUUUAUAUGUUUGUAGGUAACUCUCCUGCUGUUGCACUUUUACGGGAGAUCUUCAUGAGACGCAGAAACAAAGGGUGAUUCUCAGCUACAGACACAAAAGGAGAAAAUACACAUUGUUCUAGCACAAGCUGUGUGCAGUGGCAUCCACAGAGACUUUUGGAAGAUGAACUCUUCCUUGACUGAUACGAUCCUUGCUAUUCAUCUCUGUUUAUACCAAGUGUUAGUAAUUUUUUGUUAAUAUAAUGUCUAGUAUAGUGGGACCCAGAGCUCUCCUGGGGUCCCAAGGUACUACUGCAAUAGAGUUAAUAGUAACAAAUAUCCUGCUUUCAAGUGGCAGAGAAAAGUUCAGUUAUUAAUAUGAUGGCUUGCUAGUUCACCACAAAAGAAUAGUUCUUUAAUUUUAGAUCAGCAUUGCUUAUCUUUCCAAUGUAUUUGCUUUUAUUGUCACAGCUACAUUCUGUUGCCAUCGAUUUUUGUGUGAUGGAGGCUCUGCCUCUAGGCAUAUACUUCAAUUAGUGCUCAGGAUCCAUUUAUUGCUUACCCUGCUUUAAAAAAAUUCAGUUUUCUUUAGGUGAAGCUGCCAGAGAUGAAGCACUUUACUGCCCAUUGCCCAGGUUAGCUGGGAACUGUCAUUGCUUAUAUAUGCCUGUACUGUUUUCCUGCUGUUCUUUAUUGUGCCUUAAUAUGUGAAGUGACAUUGCAGUUGGUACGGAGGCUACAAGGAGGCUGGAGUAGUAAAUGAUCACACAGGGGGCAACAGGUUUACGUCGUCUGUGAACGUAAGGAAAGUGCACCAUGUUCAGAAAACCACAGUGUGAAAAUCUGUAGUGAAAGACUAUGCCAUAACUCAUAAAUGUGACCAGAUAAAGUUACAGGUACAGAGAAAGUAAAACUGACCUUUUUUUAAGUAUUUACCUAUGAAAAAAAUUAUGGUUUGAGUGUACUUCUUUUGAUGUCAAAGGGUGUAGAUUUUAUUCUUUGUAAGAAAUCGGAUUGCUGUAGCAGCCAAGAGCCAAGUGAGUAUGACCUAUUUAGAAAAAAACACAACUUUUGCUGGCUAGGUAUUUUUCCAGUGGUUCAGUACUGUGGAAUUUAAAUAAUACUUAGAAAACAAAUAAGUCUUCGUUAAACCUCUGUGGAAGCAUAUUAACAAGUUAAUCUUGGGCUCUGGACAGUGAAAAACAUUAUCCCCAAGCUGCAAACGAGGAUCUAGAAGGUGACUCUUUGGCCACUGUGUAUGUGAGUCGCUGUCACAGUCAAGAGCACAGCCUGGGGUUUUGGCUUGCACUUUUGAAACUCACUGUGUGAUUUAUUUUUUUUUUUAUUAAGCUGGAUUGGAUCUGAUCCUCUUAGCGAUGCUGUGAUUAGAGAGCACCCCUGUAACUGGUUAGUUGCACAUUAAGUUCAAAGUUCGGACGCGUUCUUUAGCUGAUGAGUGUCAUGGAAAAAUGCUUGUAAGUGCUCUCUGUUCCUUGUCUUGUUCUUUGAUUUUAUUUAUAUGUCAAGCUGAGGUUGGUAGGAAUCAACAUUUCAAGAGCAGCAAGAAACACAAGCUGUGUGGAUCCUCGCAGGCAGAAAGUGGAGAGCCAGCUUUGCUUGUCCCUUAAGUGAUCGCUCUGCAGCCCAAGUGUUUAGAAAUGCAUUUCAGUUUGGCAGCAGCAGGGCUAGACUUUGCCCAGCCAGCCUUUGUUUGGGGAAGGACUGAGUCUAUGCUGCUGAAAAGCCAGAAUUGCUGCUGUUGGGUCCCUCUGGCCUCCUGCGCUCCCUGGGUGGCUGUGCCCUGGAGGCCAACAUCGUGGUAACUUCCACAGUUUCUCUUCCCAGAGCAAAAUGAGUUUUUUGGUUUACUGCCCAGGAAGGGGAUGUUUCAUGAAUGGGAUCGUUGGAGUGGAGAUCCCUGCAGCAUAUUCCUCUUACAGGUCAAGAAGGAAACAGGCUUUCAGUCUGCUGGUAAUUUUUAGUUAUAGUUGAUAGAGUUCUUGUUGUUUGAAGCGUGUUACAAUUUUUAUUGCCAGUAGGGAUUUGUCAGGACCAUAGAGACGUUGACACUUCUGAGUUGCAGUGAUGAAGGAUGUCUUGAGUCUCAGGUCCCAGAGAUGUUCCCGAGCACAGGGACGGUGGGGCUGAACAGCCCCCUGUGACAUGCCAGGGAAGUGAUGCCUCCUGCCUGAGGGCAGGUGGGCACCACCAGGCAGGGCCAUGGGCUCCCCCAGUCCCACUGACCCCAAACUCUCCACAGGCUGCCCUUAACCAGUUGCAUUUUCUUGACAGGUUAAAUUCAUGUCCUUCAAUAAGCUGUGUUACGUGCCACAGACCUUCCUGCCCAGCUCCUAUUUUACACCGUGAUUUGACAAAAGAGCAGUAUUAAAUGUGCCAUUAUUUUUGGUGUUUUUUGUUUCCUUCUGUGUUUACAAGUAUUAUUUAGGAAAAGUGUAAUUUUUUUAUGGACACCCUUUCACUUUAUUUUCUAUUGCUUAUAACAAAUACUCUCGUGCGUUUUUGUCGGAUAGAUUUUUAAAAGGUGCAAAAAAUAUAUUUUAAUUGCUGUUAGUCACGGAAUUUCAUGACUUUUGGUUAAAAUAAAUUACUAAUUGCCUAUAGAAGCCAGGAAUAAAAGUGAGUUACUCAUUCAGAAAAAAAUAGCGAUAUAAUUUAGAUUGAUAAUUUUCCAUGGGGUUUUUCUAUGUUUGAGAACAUCUCAUGUAACGGUGUUUUUGUUGACUUGAUGAGAAACUGACAGAGUUGGGCUUGGGAUUUUUUGAUUUAAAAUAAAGAGGAUAUAACCAUAAAAGAAGGGCUGGAGUUUUGCAAGCAGACCCCGAACAAAAUUCUGUUCUGAGAGUAGAAAUGCCUUUUCUCUGUAGACUUUGCUGUGCAACGGAGAAGAUGCUGUCUGUCUGAAUAAAUGUGUAAUUUGGACAUAAUAGUCUUUUGGCUGUUUGAAGAGGAAGCAAAAAUUAAUACACUAGUAAUUUUUUUCAGAGUCAUGGUAACUGUCAUAAGGCAAAACGUAAGAUAACUCUUGACGUGGAUCGUUGUUUGUUUGUGGUUUUUAGAAAAAGUGUGCUGGGGCACUUCUGGGAGUGCUUCCUCAGAGUCAACAAACAGAAAACACAGAAUACCUGCAGGAGCCUCUGUGUUGCUUCCCAGGAGAGUUUUUCCUGGAUAGUUUGCUGUAAAAGCCUUUUAGGUUUCUAAAUGGAGGUUCACAGGGUUUUCCUUCAGAGCUCCUCCACAAUCCAAGAGCCCUUUCCAAUGGGCUUACAAAGACUUCGGUUUGCUCACAUUUAAAAAAAGUGCAUUUUAAUCAGUCUUUCCAUUCCACCAUUGAGGAUCUGUUCAUGCCUAAGCGUCUGUGGCUUGGGUGUUUGCUCAUCAGAAAAUGUGACACCGAAUUGCCUAACAAGGUUUGGGACUCGUUACACCCCACUUGAGCAGCAGCACAGAGAGGAUGCAUCAUCACCACUAAUCUUGUCAGGAAUUGCUCCUUGGGGCUGGCCGGAAGGGAGCAGAGGGUGGAGUUCAGCCUUUCAGUCUUCCUGAGCUGAGGCUUGUCUACUGCUUUCAAAUUUGCCUUCUUCUUUCCGUCCAGCGUGUGAUGGAAGCUGGAGUAUAUCCUCUUUAAAACUCAGAACCAAAAACCCACUGAAGAAUCAGCAACUUUUUUUUUUUUUUUUUUUGGCUGUCUUUGUUGGUAUUAAAAAUUAUUUUAUAUCCUGUUUUCACUGUCUUUACACCAAUGGUUGAAAGCAGUAUUUGGUCUGUGACUUUACAGGAGAGGGAAAACCGCAGGCUCCAAGAAGCAAGCAUGAGGCUGGAGCAGGAGAACGAUGACCUUGCCCACGAGCUUGUAACAAGCAAAAUUGCCUUAAGGAAUGACCUGGACCAGGCUGAAGACAAAGCGGAUGUUUUGAACAAGGAACUUCUCCUGACCAAACAGAAGCUCGUGGAGACUGAAGAAGAGAAACGGAAGCAGGAAGAGGAAACUGCUCAGCUGAAGGAAGUCUUCAGGAAGCAGCUAGAGAAGGCAGAAUCUGAGAUCAAGAAAACCACAGCCAUUAUUGCAGAGUAUAAACAGAUUUGUUCUCAGCUGAGUACCAGGCUGGAAAAACAACAAGCGGCCAGUAAAGAUGAACUGGAAGUUGUGAAGGGUAAAGUGAUGGCCUGCAAACACUGCAGUGAGAUUUUCAGUAAGGAGGGGGCACUGAAGCUGCCUGCUGUAAGCAUGGAGAAUAAAGGCAUAGAAACAGAUGAUGAGAAGGAUGCACUGAAGAAGCAGCUGAGAGAGAUGGAGCUGGAACUUGCACAGACCAAACUGCAGCUUGUGGAAGCCAAGUGCAAAAUUCAGGAGCUGGAGCACCAGAGAGGAGCCCUUAUGAAUGAAAUCCAAGCUGCCAAAAACUCUUGGUUUAGCAAAACCCUGAACUCUAUCAAAACGGCCACAGGCACACAGCCACCGCAGCAGCCUCAGCCGCCCCUGCCACCCAAAGAGGGCAGCACAUAGUUCCAGCCAGACCCGAUACAAGAGCACAAAGAACAACACAACUGAAACCCUGGAGGAUUCUUCCAGUGGUCUCUCCUCUUGGGGAAAGGACAAAAGGCAGGAGUGCAGGCUUGAAGUGAAAUUCCUCGGUGUUUUUCAUUCAUUCUGAUGUGACCCUUUCCAAAGGGGGAAAAAAAAAAAAAAAAAGAUAAUUCCUGUUUUCUGUUGAAUUCUUACUUCCCAAACUGCCUUGCUGAAAGCCACGUUCUGAUACCUUCAUACUUUUACACUUUAUUUUAUAUGACUAGAUGUUAAAUAAAUACUUCAAAACUAGGUCUUUAAUACAUGACUAAUUAUUCAAAAUUAUUUUUAUCUUGCAUAGAAGGUUUUUUUCUUCUUCUGGAGGAAGAGAGAGAAUGGAAAAUGUAAAGUACUGAACCCUAAUCUCUCCAUAGAAAGCACAGUCUACUAAGUACGUGUGUGUGUGUGUAGGAUAACUUACGCCCUGGGACCAUCUCAGAAGUUUAUCGCAGCGACUGCGUCCUGCAGAGAAGCACUUUUUGUAAAGCUUAGGCCAUAGCAAAGAUAGUCUUGUGCUGUCUUGGCACAAUCGUUUAUGAGCUUCCCUGAUAUUUUCUUAGUUUUGAUUGUUUUUUUUCUUCAGAAAUGCAAGUAGUGCAGUUCUUUGUAGCACUGUUGUUUAAAGGCUAUUUACAGCUGAACUGGAAUUUAACAUCAAGCUAUGGAGUUCCCUUUUUUACUUCAUGUUUGUACUAAGAAUUCCAAGAAAUCAUUUCUUCCACUGGGAUAAAGGGAAAACCUCAACUUUUAUUUGAUGUUAUUGCUGAGAAGCAGAGUGAAGACCUUGCAUAGAGUUGACCUUUUGUGAGUCCUGUGCAAUAAAGGGUGGGUUUUAUGAAUAAAAUUAAUGAAAACCUUUCCCUGGGUCUAUAUUCAAAUUCUGAAUUCGACACAGAAAUGAGGUAUCAAAUAAAAAACCCCAAAGGCUUGUGCAGCACUGAUGAAUAACAUCACAGAAGAAGAUCUGUUUGCUAGAAGUAUUUGGUUAGGAAAUGCCACGUUGGUAUUACUUAUUUUUAUAAAAACAAACAUUUUCAAGUGGAAUACAAAACUUGACUUUCCCCUGGGGUAGACUUCUCUGAUGAUUCCCAAACUUGUCUGGUUGUUUUAUAUCUCUUAAGGUAAGAAAAUUCAAAAGCAUUUGUUUUGAUUGAACUUGAAGUGUUUAUAGAAAUACUUAUUUCAUGCAAAUUUAAACUAUUGCUUGAACUGAUGGAAUAUUUUUUUAAUUAUACCUGUCAUGUCUAAAGAUGGUCUUGCAGGUAAAUAUCAUUGCUGGACUAAAGGUUGUGUAUUAAUUGUUCCAUUUACGAAAUUGUUCCAGGGACAUUAGUUAUGUUUUGAUUAUUAUUUUUUUUUAAUUCUAAGGAAUGCCAUACCUUGUCAGUUUUGUACAAUAAAACUUAAUGAUACCCAUCCUUGUGCUUUGUUGUCAAGCAUAAUUGUGAAUUAUGUUAAACAGGGUAGUAUAAAUUGAAUGUUACCUGUGCCAAAGGAACGAUUCUGAAAGGCAGUCAGCUGUUUGAAGCAGAGAUCAAAAUAUAAUCACUAUCCUGACACAACUAUCCUGCAACAGAAUUCUCUCUUCUAACUUUAAAGAGUCUAAAAAUGUUAAUAUUUUAAAAUGUACCUGCAAGAAUGGUGAUUAUCUGGAAAUAUUAAUACAAUGAGAAAAAAGGGGAGAAAAAGCAGAAGUAACUUCUUUUGCAAAAAUUAACAAAGAUCUUUUCCCCUGGUCACUUCCUUGCUAAUAAUAUUUGCAUAAAUAUUUCCAUUCUCUUGACUGUCUGAACUUAGCAUUAGUCAUUCACUUACCAGAACUGCUUCACACUUCAAAUAAACUGCAUAAUACAUUUGAACUGACAUUUAAGUGUAAAUUUGAUUGUCACAUUUGAGAGCACUGUGACAAUGAGUGAUAUGGAUGGUUUGACAAGUGUCCAAAUUUCUCAUUUAUCUUAAAUCAUACUUAGAAGUGGAUUUAAAACCUUGAUUGGAAAAAUGCAGUAAUAAUAAUUAAAAAUAUAGUUAAGACCGAUUCCCUGAGCAGCUGAGUUAACGUGACAGCUCACUGCUGCUCAAAGAACUCACCCCUCCAGCACCCCGUCGUACAGUCGUGUCCCCAGCCUCGUUAAAGCACUUACUGGAGAUGAUUAAAAAUGAAAAAAAAAGAUGUGGGUGGAUUUCCCCCCCCCAUUGGUCUUUUGCCAAGUUAAGAGUUAAAUCAUCUCAAAGGGCCCAAUGAGUGCCAGCGGAUCAGGGGAGUGGGACUUCCGCAGUUCACCAAAAAAGAACUGUUAAAGAAACUCACCACGUUUCACGGAACUGGCUUUGACACAACAUCCUCUUUCUCAGUGUAGCAGCUCUCUGACUUUGGAAAUUCAAUUUCUGUGACAAAAACAUGUUUGCUACCUGCUACCAUGAUGAUUUCAAAACCUUGUAGGAUGGAAGCUGAUUUACAUCAGUAAAAAAAAGGUUUCAGAAGGCAAUGGCUGCAUUACCACUCUUGGCAAUAACAUAAAGGUAGUAAACAAUUCUCACCUUCUAUCUGUAGAUCCGAGGUAGUGUUUGUAGCACUGGCAUUUGGAAGAGUCAUAUUUAUGUGGAAACUGUGUCUUUUCAAAAUUACUGAAAGAAUAAGAAAAUAGCAUUACCUUGAUGAAUAAGUAUAGUUAUAUUCAGAAAUAAGAAAAGGAGCAAGACUGCAGGAUUAAACCAGGCAAGCUGAAGUUCUACUGGCUGGCUGGGCAUGCUAUUGGGAAACUUAGCUUCCUGUGAGAAUAAAAACAUCAUCUGGGUUUUAAUUGGCCCUUCCAGCAGUGUGUGACAGAGCUACACGUAUCCCAGACUGAUCUGUCAGGGAUAGCUCCCUCUUUGUUUAGCUUUUCAGCAGGAAACAUCAUCAAAGUCUCACUGAAACUGUUGUUUUCAUGUGGCACUGGAACAGCUAACGUAGCUCCUAACUCUGGAGUGAUUCCUAUUUUUUUCUUGAGUCAGUAUUAAACCGUGUGUCCACAUCAAACUUAUAUUAAAAGUAAUUUGAAUUUUAUAAAUAUAUACGUGGAACUAAAUAUUAUUUUUUAAUUUUAUUGAGAAUGCACAGUUCUGAAAUAAAGCCUUUACUUUGAUUAGGGACAAACCUCCAAAGAAUAUUUUUAGUACAACUGUUUUAUCUUGUUGGAUUCUAAUCUGUUCCUGAGAUGCCGAAUAUGGAAAAAAAAAAUAAAAAUACUUUUUUCACUUUAAAAAGAAGUUGUUUUUACUUUGACUGUAACACUUUACAGGAUAAAUGAAGCAAGGCUGAUUUAGUUACAUAGUACCUCUGUGAACUAGUCUUGUAUUACCUUUGUGAAUCAAACUUAAUAUUCUAAAGUAAUAGGACUUAUUUCACUUAGUUUAACAAAUUCUAAAUGCACCCAGAGAGAAUUAAAAACAAUAAAAUAGAAAAUAUCAUGCGUGGUGUUAAUCUAAGAAACUGCAAAAUCCCAGAGGUCCAUAUGCGUUAAUGUUUGGCUAAACCAGUCUCAGGAAAGGCAGUCAGCCAUGUAAUCAGUACUGCCAGCUGACAAACACAUCCCUGUCUUGCCCAUUAAUUAGGAUAUAAUUUGUUACAGCUAAAAGUUAAAUUGCUUACAGAGGUAAGCCAUUUUUUUCCCACAUUUUAAAGGAUUUCUCUUGGUUGGCCCUUGAAAUUUCUUCUACGAUAAAUGCUUUCAUUUGUGCUCUUGUGUUAAAAACAACUCAAAAUAAAACCAGCCAUUUACAAGGGGAGAGGAAGAUAAAAAGAAAGUCAAGAAGAGCAAGAAUUCAGCCCCUUGACAAAGCACGAAGUAUCCCAUUGACUUGAGAAUCAUGAUGUCACUCACUGACUGAAUACAGCAAUUUAGGAGUAAAAAUCUGAAUUUACUGGCACUGAAGUAUCAAAACUUGGAAGCUACGUAAGUCAUGCUUUCUCCACAGGAUAAAGGUAGGGCUGUUCCCUUCCUUCUAUUAAGUAGUUGCAGUGAAAUUCAUGAAACUACUUGUAUGUGUGGGAGAACUAUACCUCUUAUUUCGAUUUACUGUUAGACUCAGGGAUAAUUGGCAUACUUCUGCAUAAUCUAAGAAGCCUAAAUACCUUUGGCAUUGAAAACAGAAACUCUCUCAUCUUACAAUGCUGGUUUUCUUCCAACUGCUAGAGAGAAAACCUCAGUACAUGUUACUGUUGGAGUGUGAAGAUCAGGGAGAGGUUUUUCUCUUGGGACCCAGAGGGACUGUCCUGGCUGGCCCCUGUGGGCCGUUGUGCAAACAGCUGGCUGCACAAGACAUGUAACUUACAGCACCAGGCAGCACGUUGUUCUCUCAAACACAAAGGCUUGAACUAAAUUAUUUUUCCAUCUAUUACCCUAAUAUCGUACUCAGAGGUGUCCCUUCUGCCAAGGAAUAAGACUAAGGGGAGACACAAUGAAGCACUCGAGUCUGGACCUUUCAAGUUAGGUUAGGUAUAACAUGACAGCAGCCUUCACAACUGGGCUCAUCCAUAGAGGGAUUUUGGGAAAUUCAAAGAAUUUGCAGCUGGGUAAAUAAUACUCAGCAUUGAUCAAGAUCCUAUCUUUCCCAAGUCAGAAGUCUACGUAAUUUAUUUCAGGAUUGUGACUUAACAUAUACAGGUUAAUCCUCCAGGAAUACAGGGCUCUCCAUUUCCCCUGGAUUCCAACUGCUUUGCUACUGAAUGUAUUUCAUGCUAUUUUUACCUGAAAAAGAAAAAAAGAUAUGGGUAGAGAAUUAGGACAUUACUUCCUCUUAUUUUCUUAUUUGGUGGGACUUGCUUUUAUUUAACCUGUAAAGGAAUAUAUAUGUAUCUUUGGAAAACUAUAUCGGAUAUAUAGAAUAAUAUAUAGGAAACUGAAUCACAAGGGGAUGAAUACAUCAAAAGGAUUUGGUAUCAUAACUUUCAUUUGUGAUUUGAUACCAGCAGAAUCCUUGGCUGUACUAAUUUCCUUUCAGUUUCUCUUAUUUUUGUAUUUUAUAUAAUACAUGGAUGGCAAUACCAAUGCAAACAAGAGCAGAUGUUCUCAGAUUUUUCUCCACAUCCCAAAUCUCUCCUUCCAGUAAUCUCUGGUCUUGCACUACUACUGAUACCACCUUCAAAAGCUGGGUGAGGAGCUCUCUCCAGCUUUGGGAACUGUUGCUGCUUUUCUACAGAAUGAGAUUCUGUGGCUUCUCUCAAAUGGGAAAAGAUGGCAUGUGAAUGCAGAAAAUAAUGUAAUCAAGAAUGAUCUGGAUCCAGAUCCCUAAAUCUGCAAUUCUAGGUGGAUUUACUUUAGCACAUUGAAAACAGAGAGCAGCUUCAAAGCUCUGGCUCGUAUUACAAUGGAGUUUUCCAGGUUUGGAGUCAUGAUAGCGAUCUGGGUGUGCCCAAAGUUCGUAAAGUAGACUUUCCUAAAGAGUUAGGAAAAAAGAGCAUCAUAGCGCUGUCAGACUUUUAACUGAGAACAAUUCAGUACUGCCAGUUCUUGUGUAACAAAUCCAUGCAUUAUAUAAAGUACAACGUGGAAAUAUAAGUGUAAUGCUUGUUAUUAAAAGUGCAAUUCAAUGUACAUGGUCACAACAAAUGUUUACUUUUUUAAUUGUUACAGAAUUGUUUGGAUCAGUACCUUGUUAUCAUUGUGUGAACGAUGCCUUGUAAAAUAAAUGGAAAUGCAAACAAAA